Molecule: messenger RNA, 2116 nt
Organism: Sus scrofa (pig)
Lineage: Eukaryota; Metazoa; Chordata; Mammalia; Artiodactyla; Suidae
Product: keratin, type II cuticular Hb6
Biological process (GO): intermediate filament organization; keratinization
Cellular component (GO): keratin filament
Molecular function (GO): structural constituent of skin epidermis
Source: RefSeq, a predicted model, not a curated record
AGAAGUAAACACCUCCACUGUGCACUCCAUUAGGCCGACGCCUCCCUCCUCAGAGCCUCCCCUGCCCAAAACGAGCACCAUGACUUGUGGAUCUUACUGUGCUGGCCGUACCUUCAGCUGCACCUCUGCCUGCGGCCCGGCCGGCCGCUGCUGCAUCACGGCCGCCCCCUACCGGGGCAUCUCCUGCUACCGCGGCCUCACCGGGGGCUUUGGCAGCCGCAGCGUCGGCGGAGGCUUCCGCGCUGGCUCCUAUGGCCGCAGCUUCGGGUACCGCUCUGGCGGUGUGGUCCGUCCCAGCCCGCCCUGCAUCACCACCGUGUCCAUCAACGAGUGCCUCCUCACGCCCCUCAACCUGGAGAUCGACCCCAACGCCCAGUGUGUGAAGCAAGAGGAGAAGGAGCAGAUCAAGUUUCUCAACAACAGGUUCGCCGCCUUCAUUGACAAGGUGCGCUUCCUGGAGCAGCAGAACAAGCUGCUGGAGACCAAGCUGCAGUUCUACCAGAACCGCCAGUGCUGCGAGAGCAACCUGGAGCCGCUCUUCAAUGGCUACAUCGAGACGCUGAGGCGGGAGGCCGAGCUCGUGGAGGCCGACAGUGGGAGGCUGGCCUCCGAGCUCAACCACGUGCAGGAGGUGCUGGAGGGCUACAAGAAGAAGUAUGAGGAGGAAGUUGCCCUGAGGGCCACAGCCGAGAAUGAGUUUGUGGCUCUGAAGAAGGACGUGGACUGCGCCUACGUCCGCAAGUCAGACCUGGAGGCCAACGUGGAGGCCCUGGUCCAGGAGAUCGACUUCCUGCGGCGACUGUAUGAGGAGGAGAUCCGCGUCCUCCAAGCCCACAUCUCAGACACCUCGGUCAUUGUCAAGUUGGACAACAGCCGGGACCUGAACAUGGAUAACAUCGUGGCGGAGAUCAAGGCUCACUACGAUGACAUCGCCAGCCGCAGCCGGGCCGAGGCUGAGAGCUGGUACCGCAGCAAGUGUGAGGAGAUCAAGGCCACGGUGGUCCGGCACGGGGAGACCCUGCGCCGCACCAAGGAGGAGAUCAACGAGCUGAACCGCAUGAUCCAGAGGCUGACGGCCGAGAUCGAGAAUGCCAAGUGCCAGAACUCCAAGCUGGAGGCUGCCGUGGCUGAAGCUGAGCAGCAGGGCGAGGUGGCCCUCAACGAUGCCAAGUGCAAGCUGGCGGAGCUGGAGGCCGCCCUGCAGAAGGCCAAGCAGGACAUGGCCUGCCUGAUCAAGGAGUACCAGGAGGUGCUGAACUCCAAGCUGGGCCUGGACAUCGAGAUCGCCACCUACCGGCGCCUGCUGGAGGGCGAGGAGCAGAGGCUGUGCGAAGGCGUGGGCUCCGUGAAUGUCUGCGUCAGCAGCUCCCGAGGUGGCAUCGUCUGCGGAGAUCUCUGCGCCUCCGGUGCUGCCCCUGCUGUCACCACCAGCGUCUGCAGCGCCCCCUGCAGCGCCAACGUGGUGGUGGGCACCGCCAACGCCUGCAGCCCCUGCUCCGCGGUGGUCAGCAGCAGCGUGGGCUGUAAGAGGUGCUAGGCUCGCUCUCUGCCCAGUCCAGACCUCACGCCACUGGAACACCCCUCCCACUGUCCCACGAACCACCUGCCUCUGCGGAACCAGGGGCCAGAUGGGUACUCUCUGCCCAUCCUCCACACCUGCUCCCUCUGUGUGCCAUCCCCCAAGCGCCUGAACUCCGAGGAGGCUGGGGUGCCCUUAGCCUCUUUCUGUAACCUUUCCUAGUAGCUGUUUUCUUGCCCUGAGGAUUCAUCUUUUUUUUCCAGUUCUGUUUUUUUUUGUUUGUUUGUUUGUUUGUUUUUUGCUGGAUUCAUUGGUCCUGCCUGACCCAUUCACUUAAGCGUGGAGACAGGAAAGGCCACCGAAUCUCCCCUUCUGCAUGUCCUGGGAAUCUGCGAAUGUGCUAGUCCCUGGAGAAUGGAGAUGGGGAGCACUGACAGUGGUUUUCCUCUGUGAGGCACGUGACCCAUGGGAGGGCAGACCAUCACCUUCCAGGGAUGCCUGCAGAAGCUUCUGAAAAGCCAGUGACUCAACUGCCUGCCUGGUUGUUUGCCUUUGUUUCACUCUUUGUUUCCAAUAAACUAAUUGCAGCUAAUCAAA